GUUAGUCAAUGGUCAGGGAGUUGGCAUUAGCAACGAGGAAGUGCUAGCACCGUGCUGCCAGUAGUAACAGGACACAAGUCCAGUCAAGUGGCUAACAGGGAAUGGAGCUGUGCUGAGGGUUUAGGGAAGAGUGAGGUUUGGAUGGGACACAGGGGGUCACCCCCCCGCAUGGUAGCGUGGAAGGUCUUGAGGGGGAGGGUUGGGGAAGUGGAUUAUCAGACUCAUUAAAUGCUCACUUAGAUUCCUUACGCUCUGAUGGGAUAGACCUGAAUACCUUGCAUCAUGGGCAACGCGGCCAUGUGUAAGGUGUGCGGCUCGGACAAGGGCCUGAGGACGACAGGGAGCCAAUCCAACCUGGACCAGAAUCCUGCCCCAGAAUACUACUGUGUGGAGCAUUAUCCUGAGCAGCCUCCACUGAUGGUGUCGGACAGUAACACCAGUUUCCUGCGAGCAGCAAGAGCAGGGAACAUCGACAAGGUUUUGGAAUACCUGAAAGGAGGAGUGGACAUCAGCACGUGCAAUCAGAAUGGUCUUAAUGCACUGCAUCUGGCAGCCAAGGAGGGCCAUGUGGAUCUGGUCCAGGAACUGCUGGACAGAGGUGCAGCGGUCGAUUCAGCCACGAAGAAGGGAAACACAGCACUUCACAUAGCCUCUCUCGCUGGUCAGGUUGAAGUAGUGAAGAUCCUGAUCAAACGAGGGGCGGACAUCAACUCUCAGUCUCAGAAUGGAUUCACUCCCUUGUACAUGGCCGCUCAGGAGAAUCACAUGGAUGUGGUGCGAUACCUUCUGGAAAAUGGAGGCAACCAGAGCACCGCUACCGAGGACGGCUUCACCCCUCUGGCCAUCGCCCUCCAGCAGGGCCACAACCAGGUCGUUUCUGUCUUACUGGAGAACGAUACUAAAGGCAAGGUCCGCCUGCCUGCCUUGCAUAUUGCCGCUCGCAAGGAUGAUACCAAGUCGGCGGCCCUGCUCCUCCAGAACGACCACAACGCCGAUGUCCAGUCCAAGAGUGGAUUCACGCCCCUGCAUAUCGCCGCCCACUAUGGGAACGUCAAUGUGGCCACGCUCCUGCUGAACCGAGGGGCAGCAGUGGACUUCACUGCGAGGAAUGGGAUUACUCCACUACACGUGGCCUCCAAGCGUGGCAACACUAACAUGGUUCGUCUGUUAUCGGACCGUGGGUCUCAGAUUGACGCUAAAACAAGGGAUGGUCUCACGCCCCUCCACUGUGCGGCUCGGAGUGGACAUGAUACAGCUGUGGAGGUGCUGCUGGAGAGAGGAGCACCCUUAUUGGCCCGGACCAAGAAUGGACUGUCUCCUCUCCACAUGGCAGCGCAAGGGGAUCACGUCGAAUGCGUCAAACAUCUUCUGCAGCACAAGGCGCCUGUUGAUGAUGUCACAUUGGACUACCUGACCGCGCUCCAUGUGGCGGCGCACUGUGGUCAUUACAAAGUCACCAAACUGCUGCUGGACAAGAGGGCCAACCCCAACGCCAGGGCUCUGAAUGGCUUCACUCCACUGCACAUAGCCUGUAAGAAGAACCGCGUAAAGGUGAUGGAGCUGCUGGUCAAGUACGGAGCCUCUAUCCAGGCCAUCACAGAGUCUGGUUUGACUCCCAUCCACGUCGCGGCCUUCAUGGGUCACCUGAACAUUGUUCUGCUGCUGCUGCAGAACGGAGCUUCGCCGGACGUCAGCAACAUUCGCGGAGAAACAGCGUUACACAUGGCAGCCAGGGCAGGUCAGGUGGAGGUGGUUCGAUGUUUGCUGAGGAACGGAGCAAUGGUGGACGCCAGAGCUCGGGAGGACCAGACUCCCCUACAUAUUGCAUCCCGUCUGGGAAAAACUGAGAUUGUCCAGCUGCUGCUCCAGCACAUGGCCCAUCCUGAUGCUGCCACAAACAACGGCUACACCCCCCUCCACAUCUCCGCCAGGGAGGGGCAGGUGGAGACGGCCUCUGUGCUGCUGGAGGCUGGGGCUUCUCAUUCCCUGGCCACCAAGAAAGGUUUUACCCCCCUGCACGUGGCCUCCAAGUACGGAAGCCUGGAUGUGACCAAACUUCUGCUCCAGCGUCACGCUCCACCGGAUUCUGCUGGAAAGAACGGCCUCACCCCGCUCCACGUCGCCGCACAUUACGAUAACCAAAAGGUUGCACUCCUGCUUUUGGACAAAGGAGCGUCCCCCCUCACAAUGGCCAAGAACGGCUACACUCCUCUCCACAUCGCUGCCAAGAAGAACCAGAUGGAAAUCGCCACAGUUCUGCUGCAGUACGGAGCCGAGACCAACAUCCUGACCAAGCAGGGCGUCACCCCGCUCCAUCUGGCCUCCCAGGAGGGCCACGCCGGCAUGGCCGCCUUGCUCAUGAGCAAGGGAGCCCCGGUCAACGUUUCCACCAAGAGCGGCCUGACUGCCCUCCAUCUGGCAGCCCAGGAAGACAAAGUGGCUGUUGCCGAGAUCCUCGCCAAAAACGGCGCCAACCUCGACCAGCAGACCAAAUUGGGAUACACUCCGCUGAUUGUAGCGUGUCACUAUGGUAACGUCAAGAUGGUCAACUUCCUGCUGCAGAAUGGAGCCGGUGUCAACGCCAAGACCAAGAAUGGAUACACUCCCCUUCACCAGGCGGCCCAGCAAGGCAACACACACAUCAUUAACGUUCUGCUGCAACACGGCGCCAAGCCCAACGCUAUAACUGUGAAUGGUAACACCGCUCUGGGUAUUGCUCGGAGGCUGGGCUACAUCUCUGUAGUGGACACGCUGAGGGUCGUCACGGAGGAGAUCAUCACCACCACCACGACGGUGACAGAGAAACACAAGCUGAACGUGCCAGAGACCAUGACUGAAGUGCUGGACGUCUCCGAUGAAGAGGCUUUGAAAACCAUUGAUGAUGAUGAUAUGUCAGACGACCCCAUGGAUUUUGAAGGCGACGACACGAUGACAGGCGAUGGGGGGGAGUAUCUGAGGGCCGAGGACCUCAGGGAGCUCGGAGACGACUCGCUUCCCGGGCAGUACCUGGAUGGAAUGAACUACCUCCGCUUCAGCCUGGAGGGAGGACGCACUGACAGUCGAAUUCAAAGUUCAGACAGGUCCUUCACCCCCACCCACCAAAGCUACUACUCCCCUAAACAUGAAGGCAUGAUGGAGGAGAUGCUCACCAGCCACCAGGUUACAUCACUUGCCAGGGAGAAUGACAAGGAUUCAUACAGACUGAGCUGGGGAACAGAGAACCUGGACAAUGUGGCGUUAUCCUCCAGCCCCAUCCACUCUGGCCACUCCUCUCCGUGCCAUGAUCAUGGAGACCACAGCAGCUUCCUGGUCAGCUUCAUGGUGGAUGCCAGGGGUGGAGCCAUGCGCGGCUGCCGACAUAAUGGCCUGCGCAUCAUCAUCCCGCCCAGGAAGUGCAGCGCGCCCACACGGGUGACGUGUCGGCUGGUGAAGAGGCACCGUCUGGCCACCAUGCCCCCGAUGGUUGAGGGUGAAGGCCUGGCCAGCAGGAUCAUCGAGGUGGGGCCCUCCGGAGCCCAGUUCCUCGGUAAACUUCACCUCCCCACUGCCCCUCCACCUCUAAACGAGGGGGAGAGUUUGGUUAGCAGAAUCCUCCAACUCGGUCCACCGGGGACAAAAUUCCUCGGUCCUGUGAUCGUGGAGAUCCCCCACUUUGCUGCCCUGCGGGGGAAAGAGAGGGAGCUGGUGAUACUGAGGAGUGAGACAGGAGAAAGCUGGAAGGAGCAUCACUGUGAACACACCCAGGAAGAACUCAACCAGAUACUCAAUGGCAUGGAUGAGGAGUUGGACACACCGGAGGAGCUGGAGAAGAAGCGCCUUUGCCGUAUCAUCAGCAGAGAUUUCCCACAAUACUUUGCUGUGGUGUCACGCAUCAAGCAGGACAGUAAUCUGAUUGGUCCUGAGGGAGGCAUCCUGAGCAGCACAGUUGUGCCCCAAGUGCAGGCAGUUUUUCCUGAGGGGGCCCUCACCAAGAGGAUCAGGGUCGGACUGCAGGCCCAGCCAGUGAACAUAGAUGUAGUGAGGAAGAACCUGGGGAACAAGGCAACCUUCAGCCCGAUUGUCACCCUGGAGCCCCGCAGGAGGAAGUUCCAUAAACCCAUCACCAUGACCAUCCCUGUUCCCAAGAGCAACUCCGACCCGGUCAUUAACGGUUUUGGAGGGGACACACCCACCUUACGCCUGCUCUGCAGUAUCACUGGUGGAACGACGCCGGCCCAAUGGGAGGAUAUAACAGGAACCACUCCGUUAACAUUUAUCAAUGACUGUGUCUCCUUUACCACCAAUGUGUCUGCUAGGUUCUGGCUCAUAGACUGUCGGCAAGUCCAGGAAUCUGUCAACUUCUCCACCCAGGUGUACCGAGAGAUCAUCUGCGUCCCUUACAUGGCCAAGUUCGUCAUCUUUGCCAAGACCCACGACCCCAUUGAGGCCCGCCUGCGCUGCUUCUGCAUGACAGACGACAAGAUCGAUAAAACCCUGGAGCAGCAGGAGAACUUCACUGAGGUGGCCCGUAGCCGAGACGUAGAGGUCCUGGAAGGAAAACCUAUCUAUGCAGACUGUUUUGGAAACCUGGUUCCCCUCACCAAAAGUGGCCAACAUCACCUCUUCAGCUUCUUUGCCUUUAAGGAGAAUCGACUAGCGCUCUUCAUCAAAAUAAGAGACAACACUCAGGAGCCGUGUGGCCGUUUGUCCUUUAUGAAAGAACCAAGGAACUACAGGUCAAUCACCCAGAAUGCUAUAUGCAACCUCAACAUCAACCUCCCAUCAUACUGUAAGGAGUCCGAUUCAGACCAAGAGCAAGAGGAAGAGACCAGCAGAACAGAAGAGAAAUACCGGACUUCCGGAGAAAGAGUUAAACACUCCCAUCUACAUGAAGAGCGGGAGACAUCAGUCCUGAAAUCAGAGCUGAUUCGAGAGCCCGACCUCCUAUCCGACGUGUCAGAGAUGAAACAAGAUUUGAUCAAAAUGACUGCCAUCUUGACUGCAGACUCAACAGAGAAAUCCCCUUCCUUAGGGGGGUGUGGUCUAGAGAAAGGAACGGAGGACAUUUCUGGAGAACCGUUAGAAAUAAUGGAGAUGGACUUAGAAAAAGUCAAAGAGGACCUAGAGAAAGUCAGUGAGAUACUAAGGAGUGGAACAUAUGAGGGCGAGUUGGCAGAGGAGGCAACAAACGCGGCUAGAAUGUCAGACGAGUGGGUUUUCCUUUCAGACAGUGAGAUAGAAGAGGCCAAAAAUAUGGCAGCUUUGGAAAUUCAGGAGCCUGUUUUACGGGAAACUAGAUCUAACAGAGGGGCUCCCAGACCUAAGGCCAUAAAGGACAGUGGUGAUCUUAAAGAAUACCUCCUGGAUGCACCAAUCUCCAAAGUAAAAGCUAAGAAAGAGCCAGCCACCCAAGAAAAAUUCACUGAUGUUGUACUGCGUAAAGGUGCGAAAACAACCACUCCAACCAAAGUGCAAGUAAAAACAACUGCUGGUGAUGUUAAAAAAACAGUCAGAAGAAAGGGGAAAGACCAGGGCCAGUCAGAGGAAUCAACAGAGGCAGGUGGUCUCUUAAGUGUGGCAACAGUCCCCGCUCCAGCAUCGCCUGUAUCCCCAGUCAUUGAAGAAACUCCCAUAGGGUCAAUAAAGGACAAAGUCAAAGCUUUACAACAGAAAGUUGAGGCAGAGCAAAAGAGCAAAAAGGUCACUGGAAGCAAGCCUUCACAAUUGCCUGUUAAGGGCAAAUCCUCUCCCAAAGCCAAAGAAAACCCUAAAUCGGGUUCCCCUAAAUCCCCUAAAUCCCCUAAAUCUGAAUCUGAAAAACUUGAGGAGACCAUGUCAGUUAAAGAACUGAUGCAAGCAUUCCAGACGGGGCAGGACCCCUCAAAGGGAAAGUCUGGGCUGUUUGAGCUCAAAACAUCCACAACAUCAAGAUCCGAGAAAACCUCAAAAUCAGAAACCAUCCAAUCAAAAUCCAUGACCAAAGCAAUAACAUCACGUGUUUCUCAAGAGCGAGAAGUAUCUUUGGAUUCAAAACCCUGCAAGAAGGACACGACUCAGCAGGACAUAGAGAAUGAAAACAAGUCAGUUGCUCCUGCCCAUUCAGAGCUGACUGAAACUGUAGACUUUGGAAAUUGUGGCCUUGAUGACAGCUCGGACAGCUCAAAACAUGAGGGGGUGGCAGAUUCACUAAGUGCUAGCUCUGGAGAUGGAACUCAUCCAAGCUCUGAGGACAGCUAUAAACAUGAGGGUUUAGCCACACCAGGCACAAGCCCUGAAAGUCUGUCUCUUUCUCCCAAAUCUGGACAGCACGCAACUUCAUCACCAGCUACCACAACAGUCAAAAAACAAAGUAAAGACAGCGAGAAGUCUGGAGACUCUGGUUUAGGGGCCACUGGUGAACAACUAUCAACAGAAUUGUCCCUCCCUGUUUCUUCCAGUGAGGCUCCUGAUGACCACAUUACAAGUGAGUCCACAUCUGUUAAGAGGAGUGAGUCUAAGCCAUCUAAACCUCAAAAGCUUACAAAAAGAAACUCAGAGACAGUAGAAACUUUUCUUAGCGAUGAUGAGAGCCCUGGUCGUCAGUUAGAAUUGGCUUUAAUUGGUUCUCCAGCCUCUAGAUCCUUGUCUCAGCGUCAAGAAAGCUUAGAGCUGCCUUUAAAACUAGACUCAGAUGCGCUCAGUCCAUUAGCCGAUGACUCUUUGACAAUAAGCCACAGAGACUCUCUAGAUGGUAGUCCUCUUAUGGAAGAAAACUCCUCGCAUAAGUCCCCAGACUCCAUUGAACCUAGCCCAACCAAGGAAUCACCUCCUCAUGACUCCUUGGAGAGCAGUCCGGUAGAGCAAAAAAGCCACCCUUCCUUCCCAUCAACACUCGGUCCACCUAGUAAAUCCUCUAGCCAACCAGAGCCCAUCAAAACCACAGAAUUCCCGCAUGAUGCUUUGCGUGAUAGGCUGCUUCGAGACCAUGAGGCUAGUGCUGAUGAUGACAGUUGUGAGCAGACAUCUCAGAUGACAAGUUCCGCAGGUUUGCAUGAUGGAUCCCACAGCAAAGAGGUCAAGGACACAACAACAACAACCAGUGUCACUUCAGAGGGGCCUAACCCUGUCUCAGACCAGCAUCAUUCAAACACCGAACUGAACACCUCACAGGAACAAAGACUCUCACCAUCUGUAAAAUGUGAUACAGACAAAAAGUCUGCUGAAACAUCAAACAGUGAAAACAGGACUGAUGAACAAAAGGAAGAAUGCUUAAGGAAGUCAACAGAAUGCAAAGGAGACAACACAAAUGGUCAAGAGUUAGAGGCCUGCAGGCUACAGACUGGUACAGUAAAACCAGGUAGCAAUGUAACAGAUGAAGUCAAAGGAGAUCCAAGGGAGCAUACAGCAGUUCCAGAAGCUACACUGGGUCCAACUGUUGCCCCAGAUCAAACAAAGGAAAUGUUCAAACCUGAGGUCUGCAUCUACGAUGACACAGAGGAAGAGGAUGAGGCAUUGGAACCUCCCAGAACUGAGUCCAAAGGUGUGACUGCAAAGGCAGACACUGACUCAUGGUCUGCCAUGCGGGAGGAUGAUGACACUUUUGCAGCUCGUGUCAAAGAGGAGGAACAGAAGAUACUGAAUUUAGUGGUGGACCGUCAGUCUCGUCAAGCAACUCCAGACACGACACCUGGUAGAACACCAACAGAAGAGAGCACUCCUACCAGUGAGCCCAAUCCUUUUCUGUUCCAAGAAGGGAAGCUCUUUGAGAUGACCCGAAGUGGUGCUAUUGACAUGACCAAGAGAAGCUAUGAGGAAGAGGGGGGUGGCUUUGCCUUUUUCCAGAUAGGUGAACCGCCUCUAGAGGAGCCUCUCUUAGAAGAGGCCAGGCAAGAAGGUAAUAGAUCAGCAGCAGAACCUGAAGUUGGCCUCAAUCUUAUACUAGAGGUUAAGACUGAGGAAGCUGAAAAAUCAAAAGAAACAUCUGAUUCUCAGCUUCAAUCCCCACCACAAGGUGAUCAGACAGCCUCAAAGGCUGAUGCCUCCAAAUCUAAAAUCCCUAAAAUGGGCAUUUCAGCUUCAGCCAAACCUACAAAGAAAGAUCAGACAUCCCCUGAAGGUCUAGAUAUUAAAACAGACAAAAAUCUAAAUGAAGGAUCCUUAGAUGUAGACACAAGUUUCUCUGACCAAAUGAUAACAAAUGUACAAACAGCAGAAACUACAGUUACAAGAUCUGUUUACUCUGAGCAAGGCCAAGAGUCCUCUGACUCCUCUCCAGAGGAACCGCAGUCAGUGAUAGAAGCCCCCAAACCAACAGGCAAGUCUAAACAAAAUGCUUCCAGUAGUGUUAAAAAGACUCCAGGCAAAACACAAGCUAAGUCUGCUCCUCAAGCAAGGGGUAAAUCCACAACCCACUCUCCAUCUAAUACAACUUCCUCUUCAACCUCUAUUAAAAAAGAGGCCUCCUUCACAUCUGAAUCUAAAUCUAAAAUUCCCAUUAAGUCGAGCACCAUCAAGCCUGAUUCUACUGUCAAACGUGUAGAAUCUACCCAAGACAAAAAGCUUAAAGUCCCAGUAAAAAAGGAUUCGAGGAGAAAAUCUGAGACAGACGCAGGUCCCUCUGUGGAGGUCAAAACCAAGACAUCUUCCAAAGCAAAGAGCUUCUGUGAGGGGGAGUCUACGGGGCCCAGUACUAAAAAAUCGAAAGGCUUCCAAUCCAGAUUGCCAGUCCGAGGCAAAAGUGGCCAGUCAUCUCAUUCCCCAGCAACCACUAAAGAGAAAAGUAUGCCACGCAAAAAGUCCAUUGAGUUCUUUGAGGAGAUAAGCGACGAGGCGGCGAAACUCGUCGCAAGGUUGGCGCAGGCCGAGAAAGAGAAAGAACAAGAGGCUGCAGCCGCCAACUCGGAUGAUGAGAGCAGUCUCAUUGAUCCAUCAAUCAUAGAAAUGGAAACUUUCUCUGAGAUGCAGUUCCCUCCUUCAGGAGACGUCUUUCCUAUUAGACCACUGUGGGACGACCCUGUGGAGACACAGAUGCAGCGAAUUCCAGAUGAUAAAGUCCAAAGUCAAGUAGACCCACAGGAUGAAGCAGAGAGAAAAGAGCAACGGUUGGCCAUUAUAGCUGACCACUUGGGCUUCAGCUGGACGGAGUUGGCACGAGAAGUGGAGUUCAGUGAGGAGAGGAUAAACCUGAUAAGGAUUGAAAACCCCAACUCACUACAAGACCAAAGCCAUGCCCUUUUGAAACUCUGGGCAGAGAGGGAGGGAAAGCAUUCCACAGCAGAAACAACACUGAUCGAAAGACUGACAAAGAUCAACCGAAUGGACAUUGUUCACCUCAUUGAAACCAAGUUUAUCAAGUCCACUCAGGAGGAGACGUCAUCACACACCUAUGCAGAAAUUGAGCGGACAAUAGCACUGGAUCAUAGUGAAGGUUUCUCUGCCCUUCAUGAAGACAUUGACAGCCCUCGGCCAGGCAGGCGCACGGGGACGGCAAGUAGGAGUCCAGGCUCAGGACAGGAGGUACCCAUGGUGACAGCAGAGGACCUGUCCUCCAGUUUGUCAUCACUUCCUGAGACGACAGGACGGUCAGAGACAGACUCCGCAGCAACAGGCCUUCUUAGAAAUGCCCGGAAGGAGAAAUUACAAAAAGAAAUGGAAAUAAAAUACUCAUCACAAAGAAUAUAUGAGGAAAUGAAGGACUCGGUACACACAGGCGGUUUUAAACAAGAGAUAGCAGAGGAACUAGGGAUGCUGUCCUCUGAUAGCUCAGAGGAGGAGGUGCUGACCACCAGGGUGGUCCGACGCAGAGUUAUCAUUCAGGCUGAUAACCUGCCAGACAUCGCACCACAGACUGUCACAGAGGAGAAGUACACAGACGAGCAAGGGAACAUGGUGACUAGGAAGAUCACACGGAAGGUGAUUCGUAAAUACGUGUCUGCGGAUGGCAUGGAGUCACAGGAAGUGACCAUCGAGGGCUCUCACCAGGAGACGGUGCAGAUCGAGGAGGGAGACACCGUCUCCAGAGUGGUGAAGAGAACUGUGCUUCACAGUGAGGGAGAUCAGAAAGAGCUGACAUUCUCCGAGCCCCGGGCCCUGGGCGCUGCCACCGCAUCCGAGUUUGAGAUGGAGCCAGUGCAGGGUCGAAAGGUCAGCAAGGUUGUCAAGACAACGGUGGUCAAAGGCAAGAGGAUGGAGAAGCAGACGGGGGACCCCUCGCUGGCUGCAGACCUCCCCUCAGCCAGAGAGGACUUUGAGAAGGCUUUGAGUUAUGCUGGAGGCUUUGGGAAACAGCUCCUUCCUCAUGUAGUAGAGAGGGAGUUUGUGCAGGACGACGGUUCUGUUGUUAGAAGAAGCCACAUGCGUAAGUCGAGAACCCAGAAGAGGACUGUGGUGAGGGAUGCCCGGGGGAAGCACGUGCACCUGGAGCGUCUGGAUGACACCCCCGACACCCAGCAGCCCGACUCCCUGCAGCAGCACCUGCACCGACUGCUCCAACACUACUGUGAGGACAACAGGGAGGAAGAGGAGGAGGAAGAGGAGGAGAGCUGAGACUGAGCAGCUGCUUCCACUGAUCCUCUCCCUGCGUCUCCCACUGAAGCCUUUGGUGAUGAUCAAGAUGUAACACAUCCCCUUCCUGUUUCUCUUCUUUUUGUCAAUGGAACAGUAUUUUGUGCUUGAACGCUCUCCCCCUCCCUCACAUUGUGUUUCGCUCUUUUUGUAACCAAAGAUAGCUCCUGUUUUUUUGUUGGAUUCUUUUUUUUUCUGUUUCACAUCUUUUUACCUCUCGGCUGCUGCGGCGUGGCCAAAGUACGACGCACCAAAGGUGGAUCGAAAAUCGAACGCGGGGCUCCUCGGACGUUUUUGCCUCACGCACGGGCCUCUUCUUGAAGAACUCUUGUAAAACAUUUGUAUAUAGAGGAGACGAAAAGAUCGUGCUUGGACCGGAAAGGAAAACAAAUCUAAGCAUUUAAUACGUUAGCCCACCCGAACCUGCUGUACAUGCACCGAUUCAGCUGGAGAAUGGCCCCUGUACAGAUGAGAUUAAUGUUACAUGGAGAAUGAACUGGGACGAGGGAAAGUGUAUCAUCAUGGACUCUUUAUACAGCAAAACAUCAACCUGCUGAUGUGUUUACAACGGCUGUGUGAGCACACCUUUUGUCUUCCCAUGAUGCAUCUGCCCCCCCCUUUUUUUCUUUUUCACGUGUCCGUCCCAACGUGUGUCGUGCAUUUCACAUUCUAUCUUCCACAGAGCUGCCACCUCUGUGUGUGUAUAUAUACAGUGUGUCUAUCAAGAGAGAGAGAGAGAGAGAGAGAGAGAGAGAGAGAGAGAGAGCAGUGAUGAGGAGUUGAUGUCCUCCUGUCUUCUGUGCUUCUCCCUCCAUCACCACGUGUGCUGCGUCUCCUCACCUCAAACUGCAGCGGUGCUCAUGUUGCCGUCCUCCAUGAAGCCUUGUCCAGGAGGAGUCUGGUUCGUUUUUUUCUUAUUGUCAGCAAAUCCCAUGAAGGAGCCCGAAACAACAAUGAUAACGAGUGUUGUGUGUGUGUGUGUGUGUUUCAAAACCUGAUCAAUCGUAUUUCCUAGUUGAAUCAAACUAUUAAAGGCACGUGUUACACUGGGGGGGGCAUGUUCCCUCAUUAUCAUCAACAAUUAACAGAACAUUAAAUGUAAUAUUAGUCCUAAUCUUUAGAUUUGAUUUGCUCUCAUUCAUAUUAUUCAAAGGUGCAUUUCACCUUAUUUCACAUGUCAAAUUCAGACUGUGAAUUCAUAGCAGUGUGUGUUACGACCUGCAGGGGGCGUUAACCAGUCUGAGAGGGUCUAACGAAAGAUGGAAUCAGGUUGCAUUAUGGGAAGUGUAGGAGGCACAUGAGCAUUUUUAUGACCCCAUAAUAAAAGGUCAAGAUAUCUUAGCGUCUCUUUGAUGAACCGUCACCAUAGAGUCAUAAACACUAACACACACACACAAGGUUUUAUUUUAGAAUUUAGUCGUUUUUUUAUUUAUAUAUUUAUAUAUCUGUUUUUUAAGCAAUUGUCACAUUUAAAUUGUAUAUACGUAUAAUUUCUAUUCUGUCACGUCUGAUCACUGUGUUGAGCAGAAGACUUUAGAUUUAUUGAGACCCCAACAAAUGCACUAUUUCUCCUUUUUGUGUAACGUUCAUUAAAAUCCUGAGUGAGCAGCUGCUUUUAGGAAACGGCUGCAAAAAGAAAGGAUGUGUGUGUGGGUGGGUGGGUUGUUUUAUAACUGGGAGCUGAGAGUCCCAGUCAGAGCGGUGGGGAACAGACGGACUGUACCAUUGUUGCUUUUGGUUUUGUGAAGAGAUUUGUUGACACUAAUAAAACAUAGACAGACACCAGACAUGUCCUUUUAGAUUUUAGUCAUCACACUUUACGUAUAAAUGCUUUGCAUUAACUGCUGAUGUGGAUUUGACUUGUCUUGUUAUCACUGCUCUCGAAGGAAUCGACCGAUCGUCCCAAAACCCGAGGAAACACAGACUUCCUUUCGCCGUCCGUUAUCAUGUCUGUACUUCCUUAUUUAUUUAUUACCCUCCAUUUAUGAUCCCUGUACAGUGAACUCCAGCAGUUGAAGCUGAGAGCGGUGUGUGCGUGUGUGUGUGUGUGUGUGUGUGUGUGUGUGUGUGUGUGUGUGUGUGUGUGUGUGUGUGUGUGUUUGAAUGUAUUCUAAAGCUAACGGUAAAGACAAAUGAAGAUCCCCCUCCUCCCAUCAUUGAUAAACAGAUUUGUUGAAUUGAAAGUCGCUGACAAAGUAUGUUUGGUGUUGAUCUACAGUCGGGAAUUGAACUGUGUAAAGAUACGAUCCUCAUGUUGCCAUGUAAUUUGAGUGUGAUCCAUUGGGAGAAUAAAAGAACGGUGUCCAAAAAGAGACCAUUGAUUUGAUAAAUGAGCAUCUUGUUUCCAUUGUGAUAACAAUAUAUACGUAUUAACAGUGCAAAUAUCUACGCGGGCAUGUGUGACAAAUUAUUACUAAAAAAUAAACCUGAAACGCUAAACAAGGCCUAGCAGCUGCAGUGUGUACGUGGCAGAACAAUAAAACUGUACAUGUCAA
Hippoglossus stenolepis (Pacific halibut) is the source of this 13016-nucleotide messenger RNA. It is a transcript of the gene ank2b, whose product is annotated as ankyrin 2b, neuronal. Gene Ontology annotation, cellular component: T-tubule. Lineage: Eukaryota; Metazoa; Chordata; Actinopteri; Pleuronectiformes; Pleuronectidae. Bases 283 to 10503 code for a protein of 3406 amino acids. Gene Ontology annotation, molecular function: protein binding. The transcript is spliced from 53 exons. The record is from RefSeq and is a predicted model, not a curated record. Gene Ontology annotation, biological process: signal transduction; regulation of cardiac muscle contraction; protein localization to T-tubule.